GUAUCAAUGAAAAAGGUAGAUAAUUGUGAUAUAAAAUCUUAUUUAUAUAUUUUGGGGCAAAUUAAAAAAAAAAUACAAAGCAUCUCUGUGGAAACGUGCGCGUCUCUCGAUCGAUACACAAAUAGCGCGGCAAACACCUGUAAUGACAGGGCCGACGCGUCACCUGUCAAUGAGCCACUGAGUCACUGGCAGCGGACCGCCGAAGGCUUUGACACCUUCGAUGCGCUUUCUGUCGGAGCGACGGGAAUUUUUAAUAGACAACAUGGCGAACGGGUUGUUGACAACCAGUGUGCUGGAAGGGAUUUUGCAGUAAAGAGAUAUUUUAUGGAUAGUUGGAAUUUAUUUUAUCAAGUAAUUGCAAAGAUUGAAUUUAAACCUGGAGGUUUCAAAAACCCAGGACAAUCAGAGACAAAAGAUCUAAUUCUGGCAAAAAAGUCUGAGUCCGGGCAAGUAUUGCUUUCAGAAAAUCCUGGAACGAAAGGUGGAAAUCCGGUCCCAACCAAACCGAGACAUGUGAUCUCCUUAAUUUCUAUCAAAAUGUAA
This is a messenger RNA of Ctenocephalides felis (cat flea), 543 nucleotides long. RefSeq lists its product as uncharacterized. The record is from RefSeq and is a predicted model, not a curated record. NCBI's taxonomy places the organism in Eukaryota, Metazoa, Arthropoda, Insecta, Siphonaptera, Pulicidae. The coding region runs from base 7 to 543 and encodes 178 amino acids. The transcript is spliced from 3 exons.